AUGACAGAACGAUAUCAAAUUCAUCAGACAUGCUUUCAAAAUAAUGAUAUGCCCAUUCAUAAAUUUAUUCCAAUGGAAAAAUUAGAUUUAAUCCAAUCGAAUCAAGUUCGAAUUCUUUAUUAUCAAAAUCCAAGUCGAUUUUAUGUUUAUCUUCGACAAAAGAUUAAUACUCAUGCACAAUUUCAAGUUGAAUUACAACGUGCUAUGCAAAAUUAUCAAUCAACAACGGUAUCUCCACAAUAUGUUCGUUAUCAACCUGUUGUUGCACAAGAUAAUCAUGCAAUAUGGCAUCGUGCUACUAUAUUAAAUUUUAAUUCUAAUGAAACUGAGAUUUGCGUUUAUUUUGUUGAUGUUGGUCAACAAGAAAAUAUUUCUAUAACAAAUAUUCGUCCAUUACCACAACAAUUUAUUCAUCAACCAGCAUUUGCAAUACCAUGUCGUUUAUAUCAAAUAUGUCCACUUAAUGGUAAUGAACAAUCAAUAUGGAAAUCAGAUGAUCCUGUACAUGAGGAAUUUAAUCGACUUAUGGCUAAUAGUGCUAGUUGUAAAGUUUGUGAUCUUAAAGAAAAAAUAUGUUAUGAUGUCGAAAUUGAUAUUCCUAGUAAGUAUUAUUUAAAAAUAAAUAAUUCAUUAUGUAUUUAUUAUAUCUUAUAUUCUGAUACGAAAUAA
Messenger RNA from Rotaria sp. Silwood2, 669 nucleotides. Lineage: Eukaryota; Metazoa; Rotifera; Eurotatoria; Philodinida; Philodinidae. The record is from the annotation of a GenBank genome assembly.